Molecule: messenger RNA, 1401 nt
Organism: Clonostachys byssicola
Lineage: Eukaryota; Fungi; Ascomycota; Sordariomycetes; Hypocreales; Bionectriaceae
Source: the annotation of a GenBank genome assembly
AUGCGACUGCUCAUCACCAACAACACCCGGUCUACUAUCACGCACACUGCCGCAAGGUGCCGGCCCCGGGCUGGUCUCUCCUCUCACCAGCCCCCAGCCCUAUCUAAACGAAGCAUAUCGGCCUCCGCUAAUCUGCCCUCGAUGGGAUCACCCCAGCCGCCUUGGCUCGCCACCCUCCUCCAGGACCAGACCCCUGCCCCGACGCUCUAUUCCUGGACUCCAGACAGAGCCUCAUCGUCCCCCAGAAUCCUGGAUGAUCUAGAUCGCCGGAUCUUCAUCCUUGGCGUGGGGAACCUCGGCCGCCUCUACGCCAGCUACCUCUCCAAGCUCGCCGACCCGCCCCCCAUCACCCUCGUGCUUCACCGGAGGGAGCUGCUGGAGCAAUGGCACGCCGGCCAGGGCAUCGAGAUCACCCGCUCCGGCGCCACGGAGAGGAACAAGGACUUUGACGUGCAGUACUGGACCGAGGCCCCUCCCCGGGAUCACGGCGCCGCCCACGAGAUCCUCACCACAGGCUCCUCCGCCUCGCCCCGCCGCACCAUCGGCAACAUCAUCAUAGCCACCAAGGCCUCCGCCGCCAUCCCCCAGGCCGACCGCCUGAGGAGAUACCUCGACGGCUCCAGCACCGUCGCAUUCGCCCAGAACGGCAUGUCCAAGCUCUGGCCCCCCCACGGCCAGACCUACGUCUCGCACCGCUACCCCGGCGGCGGCAACGCGGCACCCAACUUCGUCGCAUGCAUCACCACGCACGGCGUCACCUCCACCGGCCCGUUCAGGAGCACGCACGCCUCCCUCGCCGACGCCAAGGUCGGCCUCGUGCUCCCUAGCGAGGGGAACCCGGGGGCGGCGGACUACCUCAUGGACCGCAUCGCCGCCGCCCCGCACCUCGACUCGCAGCUCGUUUCGAGACCGGACCUCUGGGUCCUCCAGCUGGAGAAGCUCGUCAUCAACUCGGUGAUCAACCCUCUAAGCGCCCUACUACGAUGCCAGAACGGCGUCCUGUUCGAGUCGAGGACCAGCCCCUUGUCGCAAGUCAUGGACCGCCUCCUCAACGAGACGAGCAAGGUCCUCCAGGCGCUCGUCCGCCACCCCAGCAGCGGCGACAUCCUCACCCCGGAGGUUGAUCGGGACGCCUUGCUGCGGCGGUUCGGCGUUGCACCGCUGAGGGAGUUGCUCUGGACGGUCGGCGACAAGGUCAAGGAGAACACGAGCUCGAUGCUCCAGGACGUGCGGGCCGGCAAGCCCACCGAGAUCCGGGACUUCAACGGGUGGAUAGUCGACAUGGCAAGGUUCCUCGGCCAGGAGGAGCUGGACGUGACGGCGCACGCCGACCUCAUUGCGCUUGUUGAGGGUGGGCGGGCACUGAGUCAGGGGGAACUUGCCCAAGCACUGCUUAAAUAA